CCCACCCACCAUCUCCGCCUCUGUCUUUCCCUUUGCGGCAGCGAACUUGGUGACAUUGAGUCCUCCCGCGCCUCCGCCUCCCCUGAGGUGUUGCGCGAGUUGGCGGAGUAGGAGGCCAUGGGGAGCCUCCGCGGCCUGCGCCUGGCGGCAGGAAAUUGUUUUAGGUUAUGUGAAAGAGAUGCUUCCUCAUUUCUAAGGCUUACCAGAAACUCUGAUUUGAAGAGAAUAAAUGGAUUUUGCACCAAACCACAGGAAAGUCCAAAAGCUCCAUCACACACUUACAGCCACCGAGUGCCAUUACACAAACCUACGGAUUGGGAGAGGAAGAUCCUGAUAUGGUCAGGUCGCUUCAAAAAGGAAGAUGAAAUCCCAGAGACCGUGUCGUUUGAGAUGCUCGACGCUGCAAAGAACAAGAUCCGGGUGAAGAUCAGCUACGUAAUGAUCGCCCUGACAGUGGCAGGGUGCGUCUUGAUGGUUAUUGAGGGCAAGAAGGCUGCCAGAAGACACGAGUCUUUAACAAGCCUGAACUUAGAAAAGAAGGCUCGUCUGAGAGAGGAAGCAGCUCUGAAGGCCAAAACAGAGUAGCAGAGGCAUUCGUGUUGGCUAGAUUUUGAAAAUCCAGGAGUAAUGUUUCAGCAACAAGCCUGUAUUAAAAAGAAUGUGGUAUGAGGAUCCAUUUCAUUAAAGUAUGGUUUGUGCAAACAUACCAUUUCCCUAUUUUGCUUAAGAGGUACCAAUAAAUUUUCUUAAAGAA
Messenger RNA from Pteronotus mesoamericanus, 754 nucleotides. It is a transcript of the gene FAM162A, whose product is annotated as family with sequence similarity 162 member A. Gene Ontology annotation, biological process: cellular response to hypoxia; positive regulation of release of cytochrome c from mitochondria; neuron apoptotic process. The transcript has 5 exons. NCBI's taxonomy places the organism in Eukaryota, Metazoa, Chordata, Mammalia, Chiroptera, Mormoopidae. The coding region runs from base 118 to 585 and encodes 155 amino acids. The record is from RefSeq and is a predicted model, not a curated record. Gene Ontology annotation, cellular component: mitochondrion.